UACACCAAAUAACGUCAGUGGUGAAUCAUUAAAAACGACAUGAAUGCUUGUGUAACCUGCACGGAGCUGGCGGUAGAGGGCGCUACGUCAAAAUGGGAGCAGCUUUUAUUCAGACAGCGGGGUCAACGACACCGUGAGCUAGGCUAGCUAGGUUAGCUAACCCCAACAACACACCCACACAGGUAACCGACGUCGUGUCUGGUGAUUUAUUGAUGUUUCACUGUGGAACUAAGCCCUUUAGCUUUGGACUGAGCUGACGGUACACUACGACUUAACCGGCCACAUGUAGUCGUGUUCCGCCGGCAUACUAUUUAACUGAGUACGUUAACGUCAACGGUUGCUAACAGCUGUUGUCAUGUUCAACGUCAGCACAAACAAAAAGCCGUUGUAGACAAACAGAACGUUACACGUCGUCACCCUAAGCGACCAACGGCUGCUGGCUGCUAGGUAACGACCACCGUAUGAGGGAGUCACCUGGAGACGCAUCACUGCUGCUCCCACCAUGAGGAGGCUGACCAAGAAGAAGGCUCUGACUCUGGUGAAGGAGUUGGACGCCUUCCCCAAAGUCCCCGAGAGCUAUGUGGAGUCCACGGCCAGCGGUGGGACAGUGUCCCUGAUAGCGUUCACUCUCAUGGCUGUCCUCGCCUUCCUGGAGUUCUUCGUGUACAGAAACACAUGGAUGAAGUAUGAGUAUGAGGUGGACAAAGACUUCAGCAGUAAACUGAGAAUAAACGUGGACAUCACAGUAGCCAUGAGAUGUCAAUAUAUAGGGGCAGAUGUCCUGGAUCUGGCAGAGAACAUGGUUGCUUCUGAUGGAUUAAAAUAUGAAGCAGUCAACUUUGAGCUCUCCCCGGAGCAAAGAUUAUGGCACAUGACACUUCUGCACAUCCAGGAGCGUCUGAGAGUGGAGCACGCUCUCCAGGAUUUACUCUUCAAGGCUGCGAUAAAAGGAGCUCCUCCUGCUCAGGCUCAAAGCGAGGACAGUCCCUCUAGCCUUAGUGCCUGCAGGAUACAUGGACACUUGUAUGUCAACAAGGUGGCUGGGAAUUUCCACGUUACUGUUGGCAAAUCCAUCCCACAUCCCAGAGGCCACGCCCAUCUAGCUGCACUUGUCAGCCAUGACACUUAUAAUUUCUCUCACCGGAUUGACCACCUGUCCUUUGGAGAAGUGAUUCCUGGGAUAAUCAACCCUCUGGACGGCACAGAGAAAGUCUCUGCUGAAUCCAACCACAUGUUUCAGUACUUUGUCACCAUUGUGCCCACCAAACUGAACACAUACAAGGUCUCUGCAGAAACAAACCAGUACUCGGUCACAGAGCAGGAGCGAGUGAUAAACCAUGCUGCAGGCAGCCAUGGAGUCUCGGGGAUCUUUAUGAAAUACGAUAUCAGCUCACUAAUGGUCAAAGUCACCGAGCAGCACAUGCCUCUCUGGCAGUUUCUCGUCAGACUCUGUGGCAUCAUUGGAGGCAUUUUCUCUACAACAGGCAUGCUCCACGGAAUUGUAGGAUUCUUGAUCGAUGUUUUUUGCUGCCGUUUCCAAAUGGGCAUCUACAGACAUCUUAAGGAGGCUCCUCUAAAUGAGCAGGAAAACAGUGAAACCUUGAUUCCCACAGAAAAUGACGCUCCAUUAUGAGAACCCAUCAUCUCAGCUGUGGCCGACUGUCUCACCAUCUCUGCCUAAACCCUCUAGACAGCAACGUGGUUCUGGGAACAUGUUUACAAGUUGUUUUAUUAUGGAAUACGUCCCUGCUUUGUUCGGAAAUAUGUAAAUAUUUGUAUUGCUUUUAAAUUUUUUAUGGGGUGGGUGCAAGUUUCAGAUAUGACUUUUCAUCCACCUUUGAAGGAUUAUUAUAUCAAUAUUUACACUGUCACUUUCACUGGAAAGCUGUACAAAGAGGACGAACGCUAAUUAUUUACGUCAUGUUUGUGGAUCUGACUUCAUCAAAAUAGAUGGUGCCUGGUGUUCUAGCGCCCACGUCACACCCACACAGGUGUUUUCACUUAGUUUGGCUGAUUAGACCUGUUCCCAUGGCGAUGUGGUCGACUCAUCUGUAACCCUGAUUGACGGAUAAAACGAGAUUCUGAUUCUAUCAUGUAGGUUGUUGACCUCAGAAAAGUCCCAAAAUAGCUCUGCUCAAUCUUGAGCUGAAAACGGGCGUAAUCAGCUCAAUAAAAGAAAACCUGUGUGUGUGUGAGGGGCCGCUAAAGAGGGGUUGUGUGAAAACAUUCUAAGGGUUUUAAAUUGUUUAAGUGUGUACAAAUAUGCGGCUGAUUUGUGAAAUAAAAUCCACUUUAA
This is a messenger RNA of Anoplopoma fimbria (sablefish), 2296 nucleotides long. RefSeq names its product endoplasmic reticulum-Golgi intermediate compartment protein 2-like. Gene Ontology annotation, cellular component: membrane; endoplasmic reticulum; COPII-coated ER to Golgi transport vesicle. Bases 503 to 1633 code for a protein of 376 amino acids. The record is from RefSeq and is a predicted model, not a curated record. Lineage: Eukaryota; Metazoa; Chordata; Actinopteri; Perciformes; Anoplopomatidae. Gene Ontology annotation, biological process: endoplasmic reticulum to Golgi vesicle-mediated transport; retrograde vesicle-mediated transport, Golgi to endoplasmic reticulum. The transcript has 13 exons.